AAAUUAAAAUUAAUACGAUUUUUUUCAGAUAAAAUGUUCUGGUUAAUUUCUUGGAUUGUUUAUUUAUUUGGACUUCUGCCUUUAGGAUUGGUUGCUCUUAUUUCUUGGAAGAAGCUAAAAGGAAAGCCUGAGAGAACGCUUCAAAAACCAGAUUGGAAAAAAGAUGUUGUUUAUCUUUUUACUUUUCCUUUGGUUCCUUCUGUCAGAUCUUUUUCACCCUUCGCCUUGAAACUGGAAACCUGGCUACGUGUCGCAGGAAUUAAGUACGAGGUUGUGUACACUAUGAAGUUCUCUAAGAAGGGUCAAAUACCGUACAUAGAGUUAAAUGGGGAAGAAAUUGCUGAUUCAAAUAUUAUCAUCAAAACUCUUAAAUCUUACUUUAACAAGAAUCCAGAUAGUCAGUACUCUAUGACCGACCUAUCCCUGGCUCACUCUGUGACCUCUAUGGUGGAGAACCAUACUGCCCUUACUGGGUUCCAUUACAGAUAUGGUUACAAGAUGAAGGUUAUUUAAUAGGAAAAAGAACAU
Molecule: messenger RNA, 528 nt
Organism: Eurytemora carolleeae
Lineage: Eukaryota; Metazoa; Arthropoda; Copepoda; Calanoida; Temoridae
Product: failed axon connections
Exons: 6
Coding region: 34-513 (159 amino acids)
Cellular component (GO): cytoplasm
Source: RefSeq, a predicted model, not a curated record